Messenger RNA from Dinoponera quadriceps, 3058 nucleotides. RefSeq names its product polyribonucleotide nucleotidyltransferase 1, mitochondrial (gene PNPase). Gene Ontology annotation, cellular component: cytosol; mitochondrion. Gene Ontology annotation, biological process: mitochondrial RNA 3'-end processing; mitochondrial mRNA catabolic process. Lineage: Eukaryota; Metazoa; Arthropoda; Insecta; Hymenoptera; Formicidae. The record is from RefSeq and is a predicted model, not a curated record. Gene Ontology annotation, molecular function: 3'-5'-RNA exonuclease activity; RNA binding; polyribonucleotide nucleotidyltransferase activity. The transcript is spliced from 8 exons. Bases 124 to 2451 code for a protein of 775 amino acids.
UAAUUAUUGUUUUUCGUAGCCACACUUUGAAAUAAUUGCAAUAUUUUUGAGAAGUUUAUCAAUAAGAGACACGGAAUCAUUUUAUUAGCUGAUGUUUUUCCUGUCCGCGAAACGCCACCAAAGAUGAUGGUGUACACAAAUUCUAGGUUAUCAAGAUAUCAUAAGCCUAUAUUACAGGCUUGUAGAAAUUUGUGUAAAAAUGGAAACAUAUUCUAUGUUAAAUUUAGUAGCUCAUCUUGCACAAACAUUGGUACAGAAGUCGUCACAUUAUCCGAUGGGAAACAACUCAGCUUAUCUACAGGCAAAUAUGCACGUUUUGCUGAUGGCAGUGCGAUUGCUUCUCUGGGAGAGACCUCUGUUAUGGUCACAGCAGUUUGUAGAAAGCAAUCAUCAGCAAAUUCCACCUUCCUUCCACUUAUUGUAGACUAUAGGCAAAAAGCAGCGGCUGCUGGUCGCAUACCAACCAACUUUCUACGGAGAGAGCUUGGACCGACUGAACGUGAGAUCCUCACAAGUAGAGUCAUUGACCGUUCUAUAAGGCCUUUGUUCCCGGAAGGAUUCUACUUCGACACUCAUAUAAUGUGUAACAUGUUAGCUAUUGAUGGUUCACAUGAUCCUGAUGUGAUCGCCAUUAAUGGUGCCUCUGCAGCUCUUAGUAUUUCUGAUAUACCGUGGAAUGGCCCUAUAGGUGCUGUUAGAGUCGGAAUGAUUGACAAUGACAUUUUAAUCAAUCCUACCAGGCGUCAAAUUCAAGACGGCAUGUUGAAUGUCAUCGUCACUGCGACAAAGCAGAAUUUAAUCGUCAUGCUGGAGGGCUCGGCCAAUGAGAUAUUGGAACAAGACCUAAAGAAGGCGAUAAAGUUCGGUGUAAAAGAAUGCCAGAACAUCGUGGCUUCGAUAACGAAAUUGCAAAAGGCAUGUGGUAAGCCAAAGAGGCAAGUUGAGGAUAACAGUCAACAGCAAGACGACAAUCUGAUCAACUCAGUGAAAGAACGCUCAGAGCCAGAACUGCGGAAUAUAUUUUCCGACCAUACAUACAAUAAGAUCUCCAGGGAUAAUGCAGUGAGUGACCUUAGAAAAAGUGUCAUAGAAACGUUGAAAAAUGAUAACGCUGACUUGGACGUUAGAUUGGCGGAAAAGAUCUAUGCGAACAUCACUAAGGAUGUUUUUCGGUCGCUGGUGUUUGAGAAGGAUGUCAGAUGCGACGGGCGUUCGUUGACUGACAUACGCGACAUAUCGUGUCAAGUGGACCUUUUCAACCCUCUUCACGGUUCAGCCGUGUUUCAGAGAGGCCAAACCCAGGUCAUGUGCACUGUGACUUUGGACUCCUUGGAAAGCGCGUUCAAGAUGGAUGCCGUUUCAAUGUUAAUCAGCGGCAUGAAAGAGAAGAAUUUCUUCCUGCAUUAUGAAUUUCCGCCUUAUGCGACUAACGAAAUAGGCCACGUAGGCCGGGUGGGACGUCGCGAAAUGGGACAUGGCGCCUUAGCGGAGAAAGCUUUGCGGCCGAUUAUCCCGAAGGAUUAUCCCUUCACCAUAAGACUAACUAGCGAAGUGUUAGAAUCAAAUGGUUCUUCCUCGAUGGCUACCGUCUGCGGCGGGAGUUUAGCAUUGCUCGAUGCUGGCAUACCAAUAUCUUCGUCAGCGGCAGGCGUGGCUAUCGGCCUGAUGACGAAAUACAAUGAAGCCAAAACGGAUAUCGAGGAUUACAAAAUCUUGACCGACAUAUUGGGAAUAGAGGAUUACUUAGGCGAUAUGGACUUCAAGAUAGCAGGUACCAAGCGGGGAUUCACCGCCUUGCAGGCCGACAUAAAGAUACCGGGGAUCCCGUUGAAGAUCAUAAUGGAGUGUGUGCAUCAGGCAACAACUGCCAAAGCGGAAAUUAUCAAGACGAUGAACAAAGUGAUUCAAACGCCGCAGCAGACCAAGAAGGACAAGAUGCCGGUGCUCGAAAAUUUAGAAGUGCCGAUUCAUCAGAGAGGAAAGUUUCUCGGAGUUGGCGGAACUAAUCUGAAGAAGAUACUCUUGGAGACCGGAGUGCAUGUAUAUCCGCAUGACGAGAGCACUUACUCGAUAUUCGCACCGAACGAAGAUGCCAUGGUCGAAGCUAAGGAAAUGAUAGAGAAGAUUUUGCAGAAGAAUCGCGAGCCUACCUUAGAGUUCGGUGCGAUUUAUACCGCGAAAAUAACGGAAAUUCGCGAAACCGGAGUUAUGGUGACGCUAUACCCCAACAUGGUGCCGGUGUUGCUAGCCAAUUCGCAGUUGGAUCAACGUAAGAUUCAUCACCCUAGCGCUCUGAAUCUCGAAGUUGGCCAAGAUAUACAGGUCAAGUAUUUCGGACGUGAUCCGGUCUCCGGGCAGAUCAGGAUAUCGCGGAAAGUACUGCAGGAGCCGGUCUUAAUUCAGAAGGCUCUGCAUCGCGAUAAUGAAAUGCGCGAUAAGGAAAAAGCGUGAAGGUUGUAUGGAAACAUGAACUCUAUAAAAUUUUAAUUCGAGCGGCAUCGUUGACGAGAUACUACUAAGAACCGAUAAUCUCUCUAAGAAGUUCGAAAUAGUUUCAGGGAUCUACGCGCUAAUGUGUUUCUUUGAAAAAUAUUACAUUCAUACAAGGAACAGUAAUAAAUUCGAAUCAACUUGGAUAAUAACUACUGGGUAGGUUGCUUUCCAGCAAGAGACACAAGUUGACGCGAGUCUAGUUACAUCAUUUGUCUUUAUUUCGCACUUGGUAAAGAAAAGGACAACAAAUGAUACAACUAGACUUGCGUCGAUUUGUGUUUCUUGUUAGAAAGCAACCAUAAUUUCGCAGGAAUAUAUGAUAUAUCGCGUUGUGAUUUUUUCUCACCUGUACCCGUGAAAUUUUAUUCGAGGUCUCAUUGUAUCUCUCAGUGGUGACACGCCUGUCAGCUAUUGUGAAGUUACGUAGGAAAGCCUGUAUAUAUUCUCGUCGAUGUACGAAAACUGAGCGUCAUUUUUAAAUAUAGUUAUAAAAAGUUGUUCGUUCCUACAUCUUUUGUACGAUGUCAUUGUUAAAAACAUAAACAUGAAGGUGUCACAAAUGAAA